Messenger RNA from Anas platyrhynchos (mallard), 4037 nucleotides. The record is from RefSeq and is a predicted model, not a curated record. Lineage: Eukaryota; Metazoa; Chordata; Aves; Anseriformes; Anatidae.
AUGGCGGCAGAUGAAGGCAAGCCAACCCCCCACAUCAUUUACCUUUGCUUCGUAGUCUUUCCAACAAAGCUAGUAUCUGAACCCCUGCAGUCUAUGUUUAUGCAGAAUGGCAGUAACAACAUCAACAACAGAGGAAGCCAUUACCAGCGAGGCAAACGGAGGAAAGGUGUGAGCCGGACCCUGCCGGCCGUACCGGCUCGAAAUCGGCCGUACCCCACUGGGGGCCAGCCGCCCGCCGAGCCGCUCCCGGAGCCGCGGUGCACCCGGAGGCCCGGCCCUGAGCCCGGCGGAGCCGCAGGGCAGUCCCGCAGCGCCCCGUACCCCGUGUACGACUGCUCCACCUCGCAGUGCGUAGGAAGGUUCCCUUCAGUAGCCUCCUCUUCAAAGAUUUUUAUUUGCCGCCUCCGCUGUUUCCCUCUAGCCGGCACUCUUGGCAGCUGCUGUCAAUUCGCGCGAAAGCACGGCGGGCCCCGGCCCGGGGAGCACACACCUCAUCCCGACGGACGCCGAGGGCAGCGGCAUCCCGACCGCGCCCGGCGGAGCGCCGCCGCCGAGCCCCACGCUCGCGUCCCGCCAGGGCACCGACCCUCAUCGCGGAAAGCGGAGGCGGGGGCUCCGCGGAGGGACCGGAGCCGUGCGGGGCCGGGGGGCACGGCAGGGUGCGUGCAGCACCGCGCACACGCUGCCCGCGCUGCCGCCGGGGCGGAGCUGCGGCCCCUUCGCGAAGCGUGGAGCGCAAGACGGCUCGGAGCCAGCCGGAGGGUUCGCUGCUCCCACAGCACCCGCCUGGGGCCCUGGCGCCCCCCAAAGCCGCCCUCCUGGGCUUCGCUGCGGGGACCCGCCGAGGCGCCCUGCCCCGGCCGCUCCUCGGUGGCCACGGUAGCGGGGAGCCGAGGCGACGGGCGGCGUCGGGGUGACCCCUGGCCGGCCCCCGCAGCCCUCCUGCUGCCGUUGCCCCUCGGACGUGUCGCAGGAGCCCGGAGCAGGGGUAGCUGCCGCGCGGCCUCUCCCUCGCAGAGGGGUGAGGGAGAAGAAAGGGGCUCUGUCCUCACCGGCGGCGACCGAGGUAGCCGAGAAGCUCCGGCGGGCCCCCUCCGCCCCUCGGCACACGCGUUUCCAUUUGACGGCCCAGGUCUCCUGCCAGAGAGCAGUGUUUAUUCAUUACAUAAACAGAAGUGAAAGGAAUUAAGCGGGUAGAUGUGAUAGCUCAGGGGUACCUUUCAGGCUCUUCAGCAUAGAUUUUCUACGCUUGUAGAAAACAGGACAUCCUUACAACCGAAAACAGGCAGUAAGUUUUGUAGCUGUGUAUUCAUAGACAGCCAACGAUGGUUUCCAUUUAGGUUCUGCCCUACAGCAUGCUAAGGGCAAAGAGCUCUUUUACAUAAUGUGAUCACUGUUACAAUUUCCUCUGUCCCUGGCACUUUCCCUAAAUGAAUGACAGCAUGACACAAUUAGCACGGAUGCUUAAAAGGUCAGCUUAUAGAUAAAGGUUUUCACUGCAAUUUCAAGAAUGCAUAGGUGCAACACCUAAUUUGAACAUGCAUAGGUUUCAUCCAGGUAGUCUGUUCAUGGUGUGGAAAUCAAAUACACAAUAGUGAGACCUAAGUAAAUGAGGCAAAGCUAUUGCAGUUACACUCUGGGGUGCCAGAACGACUCCCUACACUUACUUCUGCUGUGCAAGGGCCACUUCUCUAAAACGAUGCAGGGCUGCAUCCCAAUACCUCCCUUCUUGCUGUUUGCCUCCCCUGCCUCCAUGUUUCUACAGGGGAAGAAAAGAAAAGAAAAUGGAAGAAAGGGAAGAAAGAGAGGAAGUGAGGAAGAAAAAGCUUUGCAUCAAGUUCCGGACAUUGGCACAAGAACCGCCAGCUCACACAUUCGAUUAGGACACAGAGACAUUUCCCUCUGACUGACUUGGUCAUUCCCAACUAAGCAACACGGAGCUCCACACUGGAACAGUCAUGAGCAAAAGCCACAUGUGUACAGCUUCAGAAGAUACUGGACCCACAAACUGAAGACAGAGAGCCUGGCCCAAUAAAAGUGCAUUACACAGAUUUAGAUUUGGAAAACAAGUUAUUGUUAAGAGACUGGGCUGGUUUACCCCUCACUAAACCAGCCCAGAAGCAAGAAUUCAGGACUAGUCCAAACCCUGCAGCUUUCACCAAUGGCUGGAGCCAGUGGGGAUGCAAACUCACAAAGAGCAAGCCCGAGCAUGCUGGCUUGAUUCCACUGCCUGUCUGCUGCAGCCCUCAGAGGCCCCCGCAACCCAGGGGGCUGUGGUCUACAGAUGGAAAACCUCUGGAUACUGGCAGGUGUGCAAGUAUCAAAGUACGUAUAAGAGGAUGGCUGAGACAGGAGAGGGGAGCGUGCAUGGAAGUGAACUUUGUCCCGCAUAGCUGUCAGGCUCUCCUCUCCGAUCUGUCUCUCCUGCCAGACAGCUGCUGGCAAAUGAAGUGACCACAUGGCCCCACGGUUGCACAAGGAGCAAACCGCACAGAGCCAGAGCAGAACGCGCAGUCCCUCCUCCUUGCCUCACCCGAGCCUCCCUCCGGGAGCACGGAGAGACCUGGAGGUCCAUAAACGAACGGGGAGCAGCCCGACUUUUUCGCGGGAGAGGAAGUUUCGCUAGAGCGCCCUUCAGAGAGAAGCAUCCAGCAUCUGCGCUACGGUGCAGUCUGAGAUUAAGAAGCCCAUGUGCCAAUACCCUCUCGUUAAAACCACCCUUAUUCUCCGCGUUCAGCAUUUUCUUCGUGCUGCGCCUUGCUGUCAGAUAUUUAAGAGAUCUCUCCUGCGUGUAACUGAUUAGCACUCUCCCCCACACACAUCCUCGCAUUACUUGUGAGAGAGAGGAAUCAGAAACAGGCGCAGUCCCCCCGUCGGAGAGUCCCGUGGGAGUCCUCCACUCCUUCUCGCUCCGCGCACAGAAGCCCGCGCUCCCUCCCGGCGCUCUCCAGCGCUCGGCUCUGCUCGCAGCCUCGACAGGACAAGGCUGAGGCCGCCCCGCCCGGCCCAGCCGCGACGGACUGUCUGCCCCCGGCAAGUUCCCUUCCUGUCCCGUCUCUCCCUGCUGACAGCCCGUCGACGAACCUGCCGCCCCUGCGGCGCUUCAGCUGGUUCCCACGCGUGGGGCCCGCGGGGCGCUGAGAGGCGCGAUUAAAGCACCAUCCGAGCCGUGCCUCCCUCCGAUGUGCAUGGAGCACAAGGGAGACGAGGGCGCGCAGAAGCUGGCGAUUCACUAAACUCUGUGUAUCUACGUGCUUUCAUCUUCUCAGAAACGAUGCUGUGCUAGGAAUAUUCACUAAAAUAGCGAGGGCGCGUAACUGUGAAAUGGUGAAGUUUUAGACUGGACUUUGGAAAGGUAGGGGACAAAAGCGUACAGGCGAAGCACGGGUGGAGUCCGGAUAGCCAAGCCCAUGCGCUGUCCGCGUCCAUCCCCAUGUACACACUAGCAUUUCUGACCUCUUCUCGGAAAGAACUCUUCUCUCCAACAAGCUCGGCAAAUACAUUCCCUUCUUGCGAAGCACCCCCAGCCAUAGCAAUACCCAAGCUCCGCUACCUGUCUCCGCAAGGCGCGUUAUCCUCCUGUCCCUCCGUGGCUCCUGCGCCGCCAGGGCCUCCGGGGCCGCCGACCCAGCCGGCCUCGGGACGGAGGAUUCGGCCCGCGGCUUCGCGCAGCCCUCGGGGCGGUCCUGGGCGAGCCCCCCGAGCCCCGCACCCCAGCGCGGGAGCGGCGGGUCCGCGGCAGCGGCAGGGACCGAGGAUGUGGGCGGGGGGCUGCCGCAGGGAGCUGGGCGGGGGGGCCGCCAGUGCAUCCGCGGCUUUCCCCAUCGCCCGCUCUAACCCUAACCCUAACCCUAAUGGCGGAGCCAGGCACCGAAAACAAGAAACACUGAGAAAUCUCCCGUACACUCUGUUUUUACUCCAGACACACGAUUUACUGCUGCACGUUUGCUAUUCCCGCGGGGAACAACGCCCGUAUUGAUUUUGUUGUCUCCGACUGCUAUAUUUGUCUUGGAGAAAAGGUGUACGCAUAUAGAAAA